AACACGUGAUGGGACCACGCUUCAUAAAUGGGACUGGAGCGAGAGCGAGCCAGAGACAGCGCGCGAGCUGAGGGAGAGGCAGGGACCUCAAGCAGGGCGCGGCGACGGGCGCUCGGGCUGGCCCAAGCGGGCGGCCCCAGGCCGGCCAGCGCGGUCAGAGGGACGCCGGGGAGAGCCGGGGAACGAAGCGGGCCUGUCCGAGCCCAGGGGCGCCAGUCCCGGGGCCCGUGGCGCACGGGUGCUAGAGGCCGGGGACGCGGGCGCGCAGACCGACUGACUUACUGACCGAUCGCCGCGGGCACGCCCCGCUCCACCCCGCCCCACCGCUCCCCGCGCCGCCUCCCCUGCUCGCUUGCUGCCUCUACCUUCUCCACUUCUUUUCCGCCUCCGCCUCCUUCUGGCUCCCCUGGCGCCAGAGCCUUCCCCUGGCUCAGGCGGGAGCCUGGGCUGUCUGCAGAGCUCUCAUAGAGUCUGGGGGCAAAUUUCCUUGUAGCAGAGAGCCAGCCCCUUGGCUGGGCGACAGGUGCCGAGGGAGCUUCUGGCCCGUGGACCGGGGGAUGCGAAGGGGUUCCCUCCCGGCAUCUCUUUCUCAGUCACGUUGAGUCUGGCCUAAUCAAAGACUGAGGUUAUGAAGUCGAUCUUAGAUGGCCUUGCAGAUACCACCUUCCGUACCAUCACCACAGACCUCCUCUACGUGGGCUCAAAUGACAUUCAGUACGAAGAUAUCAAAGGAGACAUGGCAUCCAAAUUAGGAUACUUCCCACAGAAAUUCCCUCUAACUUCCUUCAGGGGUAGUCCUUUCCAAGAAAAGAUGACUGCAGGAGACAACUCCCCGUUGGUCCCAGCAGGAGACACAACAAACAUUACAGAGUUCUAUAACAAGUCUCUCUCAUCAUUCAAGGAGAAUGAGGAGAACAUCCAGUGUGGGGAGAAUUUUAUGGACAUGGAGUGCUUCAUGAUUCUGAAUCCCAGCCAGCAGCUGGCCAUCGCUGUACUGUCUCUCACUCUGGGCACCUUCACGGUUCUGGAGAACCUGCUGGUGCUAUGUGUCAUCCUUCACUCCCGCAGUCUCCGAUGCAGGCCUUCCUACCACUUCAUUGGCAGCCUGGCAGUGGCCGACCUCCUGGGAAGCGUCAUUUUCGUCUACAGCUUUGUUGACUUCCAUGUGUUCCACCGCAAAGACAGCCCCAAUGUGUUUCUGUUCAAACUGGGUGGGGUUACAGCCUCCUUCACAGCUUCUGUGGGCAGCCUGUUCCUCACAGCCAUCGACAGGUACAUAUCCAUUCACAGGCCUCUGGCCUACAAGAGGAUCGUCACCAGGCCCAAGGCCGUAGUGGCCUUUUGCUUGAUGUGGACUAUUGCAAUAGUAAUUGCUGUGUUGCCUCUCCUGGGCUGGAACUGCAAGAAGCUGCAAUCGGUCUGCUCGGACAUCUUCCCACUCAUCGAUGAAACCUACCUGAUGUUCUGGAUCGGAGUCACCAGUGUGCUCUUGCUGUUCAUUGUGUAUGCAUACAUGUAUAUCCUCUGGAAGGCUCACAGCCACGCGGUCCGCAUGAUUCAGCGUGGAACCCAGAAGAGCAUCAUAAUCCACACCUCAGAAGAUGGCAAGGUGCAGGUGACCCGGCCUGACCAAGCCCGCAUGGACAUUAGGUUGGCCAAAACCCUGGUUCUGAUCCUGGUGGUGUUGAUCAUCUGCUGGGGCCCUCUGCUUGCGAUCAUGGUGUACGAUGUCUUUGGGAAGAUGAACAAGCUUAUCAAGACGGUGUUUGCCUUCUGUAGUAUGCUCUGCCUGCUGAACUCCACCGUGAACCCCAUCAUCUAUGCUCUGAGGAGCAAGGACCUGAGACAUGCCUUCCGCAGCAUGUUCCCUUCGUGUGAAGGCACUGCGCAACCCCUAGAUAACAGCAUGGGGGACUCGGACUGCCUGCACAAGCACGCCAAUAACACAGCCAGCAUGCACAGGGCCGCGGAGAGCUGCAUCAAGAGCACUGUUAAGAUUGCCAAGGUGACCAUGUCUGUGUCCACAGACACGUCUGCCGAGGCUCUGUGAGCCUGCUGCUUUUGUGGCUGUCCAGAAAAAGAAAAAAAAAAAAUUUUUUUUUUUUUAGCUUAAAAUUUAGAAGUCUGUUGUCUCAUCGGUUAUAUAUAUAUUUUUAAGUUUACCAUGUUUAGUAAAAUAGUGACUGUCACCGUGCUUACUUAGUUUGCUGACGUCUCAAUAGCUUAGGUACUUAAAACUCCAUUCCCCAGGGGUUUACAGUGAAGAAAGUCUAUCGCUGCAGUUACUCAGCAAUCCUUCGAAGUCUCUGAAAUAGAAGGGAAAACUUUGGCUUCCAAAUCUGAAGCCUAACUAUCUGUAGAGAACCACCAUGAAAUAAGUAAUGGCUUUGUAACCACAAUGUUCAUGAUGCUGUGUUUGUCCAUAGUAUAAAAAGGUACAUUUUUACAAUAAGUAUAGUGCUAAAGUAGAUACUUUGUAACAUGUUUUCUGUCCUGUUAGUUGUGUGUCAGUGUUUACUGUGUCUUUUUUUUUUAAUUAUUUUAUUUUUUGUCUAGCUUAGCAAAAACAGAAUGUAGCCCUCAUAAGAGCAUACAAGAGUGGUUCUGUUGUAGGGUGACCCCUGUUUAGAUAGUAUUACUGUUCAUGAGACAAUUUUAGAAACCUUAGUAUUUCUUCCCAUAUCCGUAUCUAAAGUUAAUAUUGAAAUAAGCAUAAAGGUUUAUUUUUUUCUGUUAAAACAAUAAGAAAAAUUUGAAGACUGUUCAAAGUAUUGAGCAGAAUUCAAGGACACUUAAAACUGUGUUAGGCCUGCAUUUUUUCAUAUGAGGACAUUCCGUAUCUUCUGGACCACAGCUGUUCAGUUGGAUAAUGGAUUAUAAUCAGAAUGGAAAAGAGAAAGCACAUUGACUUUUAAGGCUGACGCUCUGACUUUCUGCAGUUGUUAGCUGUAACUGGGCCUCUUAAGACAGCAUGUGUCAAUCUUAGUGUCUACUGUGAUCACUGUGCAGUUGCUGUUUACUUGACCUGUAUUGCAUUGUUACGUUCUGGAUUUAAGUAGAUUUCAGGCCUGGAUGGCCAAAAAAAAAAACAAAAAAAACCCAAAAAACAAAAAACAGUUGUCUUCUUCUUAACCGAGAAGAAAUAUUGUCUGACUCAGUAAAAUUGUGCGUGUGAUUGUAAAUGUGUAUGUGUGUGUAUGUGUGUGUGUGUUACUCUAUCUUGUAACUGUUACAGCAAUGUCCCCCAUGAGAAAACUGACCAAGGGUAAACCGUACCACUUGCUGCGCGCUCUUGCACAUGAACUUAGCUUCUACAGUCGAGCCUCUUCAUGAAAUCCUGUUUCUAAAAAUUCUGACAAUCUUUUCAGAUGAAUCUCCCCACCUAGGAGGUCGGAUUAAGUAUUCUAUAGACAUUUAGGUGUUCCAUAAGGCCAGCGUUCAGCAAGAAGUCAUCAGUAAGAGGUGCCAAAAAAUAAGAGGAUUCUCCCAGGAAGAGGAGAGUAUGGAGGAUGGUGGGCCCCUACUGUAAAUCAAAUCCAUGGAAAUGCAAAUCAGUAAGGGGGGUGGUUCUAAGAACUUCUUCUAAACCCCCCUACAGUAGCAAGUUUCGGUGGUGCAUGUCAGCAGUGCAUCUCAGGUUAAGUAACAACAUGCCAGCUACCAGGUCCAGGCCAUUUCAUUACAGAGGGUGACAGCCCAGUACCUGACUCUAUUUGGUAUGAUUGGGCUAAGGAAAAGGUAGUGCCUCCUCUACUUGCUGGUAUCAAGAUGUGCCAAAUCAUAAAGAUGAGGGUGGCUAGCUUCUGAUGACAUCUCUGUCGUGGUGCUCAAAAUUGGGCCCUUUUCCGAUAAAGAGAAGUAUUGCUUUCAGGAAGCCACUCUAUCCUGCUAAGUUCUACGUAGAGGCUCUCCUUGUUCAGGUUUUCACCAGUCUCCCGAGGACUGCAUGGCAUGAAGUGGAGAGCUAGCAUCUGUUGGUGAUUUCUACCAUUUGGGGUUCCCAGCCUGACGGGGCAGUACCCCUUCUUGCAAUCAGUGUGACCUGAGGGCCAGACUAGGACAUAUCUAGAUUUGGCCUGCGGCAGUCUCUUGCUUUUCUUCUCUGUGCACAGAGGAGGACUCAGGAUGCUGGAGGAUUAGUAACUCCAUAGACAAGGGUAUUGAGAGAAUACCACCAGGGGCUAGGGAUUGCCAGCUUCGUCCUACAUCAACCUGAAUAUCAACCGACAUGUCUCUAGCUAUCAGGCAGUACCAUCUCUUCUCACAGCUACAAAGACCUGGUAGGAAAUUCUAGGUAU
This is a messenger RNA of Mus pahari (shrew mouse), 4298 nucleotides long. It is a transcript of the gene Cnr1, whose product is annotated as cannabinoid receptor 1. Bases 629 to 2050 code for a protein of 473 amino acids. The record is from RefSeq and is a predicted model, not a curated record. Gene Ontology annotation, molecular function: cannabinoid receptor activity. Gene Ontology annotation, biological process: G protein-coupled receptor signaling pathway. The transcript is spliced from 2 exons. Lineage: Eukaryota; Metazoa; Chordata; Mammalia; Rodentia; Muridae. Gene Ontology annotation, cellular component: membrane.